UGGACAAAAGAGAGCGGCGCAGCCAAUGUUGACAAUCGAAAGUGGUUUUUGCGAAAGAGUGCACAGAAGUAUUUCUCGCUGAGUAUUUCAUUUAUAAUCCUAUUUCUCGCGAGUGAUAACACUUCCCUUCAAUCGUUUUAUGAGUCCGUUCUCCAGCGCACGGGCACAGCUGAGGACUGACAAUGAAGGCGCCGGUACUUCCGAUGCUCCUGGGCAUCUCCAUUUGCGGCAUCAGUGGGGCGCUUAUCUACGCGUAUCUGCGGAAGCGCGAUGCUGCCAAGAAGCCGGCGAGAGGGGCCAGUGACGCACAGACCCUUCCGGAUGGCGUGGGUGCUCCGCCGACAGUGAGCGUCGAGGUGCUGGUGAGGAAUGAUGUGGUGCCACUGAUCGUGGGCCGCGAGGGCGGCAGUUUGAGGGCCAUCGAAGAGAAGACAAAGACACGCAUUUCCUUCCGCGACAAGGACGACUCAAGUCAGAUGUGCACAAUCAGCGGCGAAGCGGCUGCCGUGAAAGAUGCCCAGAAGAUCGUGAAGCAGCUGGCAUCAAGGCCUCUGACCAUCACUGAGGAGGUUGUUGUGCCACAGAGCGCUUGCGGGAAGAUCAUCGGGCGCUGUGGUGAGGCGCUGCAGGAGAUCUGUCGCAAAUCCCAGGCGAAGGUGUCUGUGGAGUCGGGAGAUCGAGGCGAUGGCACGAAGCGGUGCGUCAUGAUCUCCGGGACGCAGGCUCAGGUGAACACGGCGAAGGUGCUGAUUGAGGAGAAGGUGAGAGAGGACGCAGAGGCGAGGCGAGUUCUGGAGAAGCGAGAGCCGCGAUUGAAUCAUCGCAGCGGCGGCAGCAACAGCAGCAAUUCUUCGCAAUCUCCACGCGAAGUGAUGCCGCCGAAGGCUGAGAAGUUGUGCUCAACGAAUCCAGACGGUCAGAUGGAGGUUUAUGUGUCGGCCAUCGCCUCGCCCAGCAAAUUCUGGGUUCAAAUGAUUGGGCCGCAGUGCGCGGAGCUGGAUCACCUGGUGAACACGAUGACGGAGUAUUAUGAUCAGAGCGGGAGUCGCGAGCUGCACAAGAUCAGAGAGCCUUACCUCGGCCAGAUAGUCGCUGCCAUGUUCAAGUGGGACAACAAGUGGUAUCGUGCUGAGGUUGUGGCCAUUCUGCCCAAUGAGUUCAACGACGGCAAAGUUGUCUUGGACAUCUAUUUUGUCGAUUACGGCGACAGUGCGUACGUGGAGACGAACGAGAUCUUCCAGCUGCGCACUGAUUUCCUGACGCUGCGCUUCCAGGCCAUCGAGUGCUUCCUGGCCAACGUGAAGCCCGCGUCGAUCGACAACAGCACCGACUGGAGCCCGCGAUCCACCAGGCGCUUCGAGGAGCUCACGCACGUGGCGCAGUGGCGGAAGCUCUUGUCGCGCGUUGUGAACUACAGAGAGAAGAAUCCCGCGUCAGAGGGAACGGCGAAGCGUGAGGGCUCGCCUCUGCCCGGAGUGGAGUUGUUCGACACGACUGAUGACGGGGAGGAUAUCAAUAUUGGCCAAGAGCUGGUGGCUGAAGGAUUGGCCACCACGAUUGACCGAUUUGGCGACGCUGAACCACAGAAAACAGCCUCGCAAGCGCCUAAAUCUAAGCCGAUCACAACGAAUGGAUUCAGCACUCCCUCUUCAUCGAAGAAGGCUGGAGAUGCUGACGAUACUCUGCGAUUCCUCGCCGCUGAGAGGAUGCAGAGGAAGAAGAUUUCAAAUGGAGUCAGUGAUAAGUCAUAAGGAGCUUCUGUGCUUGUCACGCGAAGUUUUGAUUUAAUUUUGAGCACGUUCUAUUUUGUUAGAGAAGAAAACGCUGCAUUGUUCCAGAUACUUUUAAAAUAAAACUAUAAAUUUACUUUAGAUUAAGAAAUAUGUUUAGUAAGAUACAAUUUAAGGAUUUCGCAAUGAAUUUACUGUUGAUGCAUAUUUUUGCUAUUUGAACAAGAUAUCGUCAUAUUUGUUGUUGCGAAAGCAAUUGAAUGUGUGCCAAAUUAUUUAAACGUUCUUGGGCAUUUUGCGUAAAAAUUUUUAUUUUUAACUUUUGCUGAUGUUAGUUUUAGUGUACAACGUGACGCGAUUGGGUUGGGAGAUGUAAACAUUGUAAAUUUCUGAUAAAACUUUAAUAUCCAGUAAGUGAAUGAUACUUUAAUAAAAAAAAGAAUAUGAGAAAUUAUUACAG
Messenger RNA from Phlebotomus argentipes, 2190 nucleotides. RefSeq names its product tudor and KH domain-containing protein homolog (gene papi). The transcript has 2 exons. Gene Ontology annotation, biological process: spermatogenesis. Gene Ontology annotation, molecular function: RNA binding. Bases 183 to 1751 code for a protein of 522 amino acids. The record is from RefSeq and is a predicted model, not a curated record. Lineage: Eukaryota; Metazoa; Arthropoda; Insecta; Diptera; Psychodidae.